GACGGACAGAUGUGCAAAACCCACCUAUCGCCAUUUUGUAGCAACGGAGCGGUCAUUCGGCAGGUACACCUCAGCGUGUCUGGCGACGGUGUCACAUGUUGAGGUGCAUUUGUGCGCGAGCAGCCGUGCAUAAACCUCCGUCAGCUCAUGUGCCCGGGGGGAGGCAGAACAUCAGAGAUCAGGAGAGUGAGCUGUGGUGGGCUGCCAUAAGUCCGCGGAACACCGGCGCUUCUACUUGAGCUUUCAUCCAGCUGUUGUUCCAGCUGUCCCAAACUUUGCCAGGUGGCAUCUCUAAAUGACCGUCAGAGAUGUCAAGGCCCUCAUCCUUCCACUGCUCAAAGUUCCGCCACGUCUUCGGGAAAGCGUCCAGCAGGUGGCGCAGCUACGAUGGCAUUCCCAUCACACGUGGUGUCCACGACAACCACUACUGCUGCGUCAAUCCUUGCUUCAUUGCCAUGGUGACCGAGUGCGGCGGGGGCGGGUCCUUCUUGGUGCUGCCCAUACAUCACACAGGCCGAGUGGACCCUCAGCACCCGAGGGUGUGCGGUCACAGGGCUCAGGUUGUUGACGUCAAGUGGAACCCGUUUGAUGACUGUUGCAUCGCCUCGUGUUCGGAGGACUGCACGGUCAAGAUCUGGGACAUUCCGCUCUGUGGCAUCCAGCGGAAUCUCACCCAGGCCAGGAAGACUCUGAUCGGUCACUCCAGGAGGGUCGGACUUAUCGAGUGGCAUCCGACUGCCGAGAAUCUUCUUCUAAGCUCGGCCUAUGACUACAAGGUCCUCCUCUGGGACGUGUCUCAGGAUGGAGCGGUGCUCAGGCGUCCGGUGCGUGUCGUCAUGGCGCCCGUCUACCACCGUUUCCCGUCGGAGAUGUUGCUGCUGUCCGUCAGCUUCAACCGGGAAGGAAACCGCCUGGCAGUCGCGUCCAAAGACAGACGCGUUCGAGUGCUGGACCCUCGCACAGGAAAGACUCUCCAGGUGUCCUGCAACAAGUCUCACAGGGCCAACAAGGUCAUGUACAUGGGAGGCUUGAAGAUGCUGCUGAGCACCGGUUGCUCUCCAUGGAAUCACAGACAGCUCGUCCUCUGGGAUCCAGACGACUUGUCGGAGCCGCUGUACGAAGAAGAUUUAGAUGGUUCUGCGGGAGUCCUCUUCCCGUUCUUUGAUCCGGACACUGAUAUGCUUUACCUCGCCGGGAAGGGUGAGGGGAGCAUCAGGUACUACGAGCUGAGUUCGGAGAAACCUUACGUCAGCUUUCUGACCGAGUUCAGAUCCCCGCUGCCUCAUAAAGGACUCGCGGUGAUGCCAAAGCGCGGCCUGGAUGUCAACGUCUGCGAGAUUUUCCGAUUCUAUCGUCUGAUCGCCGUCAAAGGUCUGGUGGAACCGUUGUCCAUGAUCGUGCCGCGCAAGAAGUCAGCGACAUUUCACGAGGAUCUCUACCCAAUGACGGCGGGGAACCAGGCCGCCGUGACGGCUCAAGAGUGGCUAGCAGGAAUCAACAGGGCAGGCCCAGUUCUGAUGUCUCUACAUCCUAGCACUCGAGUAGUCAACCCUUACACAGAAAGCCUUGCUGAGAAGAACUGGUACCCCAAAGGCCCGGCCACAAAAGCUGUUCCCCGCUUCAUCGAAAAUAACUUUCUGGAGGAGCAGCUGGCCUACCAGGAUGCCAAAUACCACAGGGAGGUACACAAACUUUCAGGGUGGCAGCCAGAUGAGUCGCAACUGUGGAUGUACGAUGUCACGCCCCACUGCUGUGAGCCCACCGAGAGGCCGCCGCCCACCACUGAGGAUGAGCUCCGCGAGGCGUUCUACAAACAGCAAGAGGAGAUCCGAGGUCUCCGAGAAAUACUCGACCAGAAAGACGUCAGAACACAUGGCUGCCUGCAUGGUAACAAUGAAACAGCUUUGCCCCGCACUAACUCGAGUCUUUUUGUUGCCGACUGACAGGUGAGGAUCACCGAGUUGGAACAGGAAAUCAGACACACAACCACCCGAGCGUAACGUGGUGACAGUCUGACACACAAACCACUUCUAGCUUGUGUACUUCUUUUGUUAAAUUGCUUGAGCAGACAAGGUCCAAGAAAUCAAUCCGGAUACAAUAGAAUAAAGCAAAAUUUCAAGAUUUUAUUUACAAA
Syngnathus typhle (broad-nosed pipefish) is the source of this 2134-nucleotide messenger RNA. Its product is annotated as coronin-2A-like. NCBI's taxonomy places the organism in Eukaryota, Metazoa, Chordata, Actinopteri, Syngnathiformes, Syngnathidae. The record is from RefSeq and is a predicted model, not a curated record. Gene Ontology annotation, molecular function: actin filament binding. Bases 309 to 1943 code for a protein of 544 amino acids. The transcript has 13 exons. Gene Ontology annotation, biological process: actin filament organization.